AUGGUUGAAUUCGACGACAGAAACGCUGGCCUGCCAACUGCUGCUGCUUUUACUUACCCAAACCAGCCUAUUCUCAACAUCCAUGCGAGACAGUACGGCUUCAUCCGCGGUAAACCAGGGGCAACGUUCAACAGAUUGUUCCAUACAGGGUUUUACGUGCCAGGAAAGGGCGUGGUGAAAGAUGUCUUCAACAGACCGCUCUCAGUUGCAGAGAAAGUCACCCUCCGAGCUGCUCCGUACCAAAGCAAGGUCGCUCGGGAUGCGGUUGAUGCUCUCCAUGCCGUGGAGAAGGAACGGGCGAAGCAAGCUUAUUUCGAUGAGCUCGACGCCAAUAAUCUUUUCCCGCGUAGGGGCAGGACCAUUGCCUUACCCAGAUCGGUUGCAUCCCAGACGAACUCAGACGGCUCAGCCACCAUCUUCCACCAGCCGGCAUGGGUGCGAACUCAGCAGAACCAAUUUGUGGGGGAUGUGACCAGCAACGUCCAGCGAGGCGGCGAUUCGCAUCUGCCAGAGAAGGGCAACAGCAAUGCAGGAAAGCCCAUCCUUGGAAUCAAUCCCGUUGUGACGAAACGCGAUGAUGGCGAGAGUCUGACCGACGAAAUUGGGCGACUGGGAAAGGUGUCGGGAAUCACUUUCGGAACUCAGACCAGUCCCGUCCUGUCUCCCCCCAAACAUGCAGUUCGCGAUAUGCGUUCGGUGGCGUCGGAAACCAACAUGCCUGACAUUGGCAGAACCACAUUGGACCUCAUAUUCGCAAACGGCGGCCGCUUCCAGACGUUCAUGGACCAGCUGCGUUUCGGGAACGAGACGCUUCAGCAGCAGCUUCGGGGGCAGGAAGCCCAGCUGGGUAACAUAUCAGCUGCCACUAUGUCCACAUUCAAGAACAUCCUCGUUUCCAUGGGCUUCCAGGAAAGUAGCCUUCCUGCGACGAUCAGUCCAGACGAGAUGUUGCGUCUCGUGAAGCAGGUUGAGACAAUUUCUCCGGUAGCAAUCACCGAGAUAGCAGCUAUGCGAACCCUUAUAGAGACUUUGAAGAAGCAGAGAACGCAGGAGGUUGCCGAUAUGGGAACGCAGUACUCACCUCCUUCCACACCGGCAGCUGCCUCCAGUCGUCCCGUUCCUCCACCUAUCCAGACCCAGUGGCAACCGAGGGGGUCACCGACUCCAUCCCUUCCAUCCGUCGAUUCUAUCUUUGGUCAAAGCAGCCUGAAUUCAUCCCCAGAGCGGUAUGGGCAUAGCAGCGGGAGGUCUACACGACCUAUGUCUAUCUCUCCGGACGUAGCACCCCAGUUCUCUCCCGAACCCCAGCCUUCUGCUCCUGGUCCUAGCAGCUUGAAACGAACCGCAGAUCCAACCCAGACGGAAAUAUUCGGCCCUGAAUAUACGGUGGAGGCCGACCAAGACACUCCGGUUGUCCCCUUACAAAAGGCAGCUAAAGGCAAAGGAAAGGCACCGGCCGUAAGAUCAUCCAAGAGAGAAGCUGCAGCACCUGAGAAGUUGUCUGACGACGCUGGAUUCAAACAGACCUCGACUCGGAAAGGGAAAGGGAAGGCUAAGUAA
This is a messenger RNA of Fimicolochytrium jonesii, 1560 nucleotides long. RefSeq lists its product as uncharacterized. The record is from RefSeq and is a predicted model, not a curated record. The coding region runs from base 1 to 1560 and encodes 519 amino acids. NCBI's taxonomy places the organism in Eukaryota, Fungi, Chytridiomycota, Chytridiomycetes, Spizellomycetales, Powellomycetaceae. The transcript has a single exon.